AAAGCAUCACUUCACUUCCUCUAAACCUGUUCCUCUGCGAAGCACCAUUACUCCAAGUAUAAUCUUUGUUCAAAAUGGGAAAUGUCAAUUACCAAAAAACCCAGUAUAAAUAUAUCUUGAUGUAAUUAACAUCAAAGACAGAGGCAGACGUGUAAAGAAGAGGAAACACAUAGCUACAAACUCUUUGACCAGCACCGUAACUUGUUUCUGAAAGAAAUUCUCUCUGCUCCUUGUGAAAUCCAAAGUCAAUAAUCAAAGAUAGUCUGGACCAAAGACGAUGGAUAUUGUCAAUACAUUGAUUGCAUUUUCGCUUUUGGUCAGCGUUUUUGGAUACGAUCCAAACUAUCGCAACAUUUUCUACCAAACAACAAAAGAGGUUCAGAAUCAGCCUCUUUCCGAUAUCACUGGAGAGAUCCCCAGCUGGAUUGAAGGGGACUUCGUGCGCCAAUCCUGUGCUUCAUAUGGAGAUAUAGAUGGACCGAAAGAAGAUUGGAUACCUCAUUUAUUCGAUUGUAUCUCAAUGGUUGGACGCUAUGAGAUCAAAAAAGGCAAGAUAAGAUAUUCCAAUAAAAUCUAUGAUACAAAGGCAUCCCGCAUUUGGAAAAAAUACAACUACAGUAUAGCAAAGGCUAAAAUUAGCUGGAACACUGUCUAUUCUCCAAUAAAUUCUUCUGCAUACGAGAAAAACAUGGAGAUGAAAUACAACGAGACAUUAUUUACCGCACCAAAUGUUAAUUUCUGGCAGUCCAGACCGGAAGAUCCAGUUCUUGCAGUAACCGAGUCGAUAUACACUGCAGCAGAACUGAAAGUCACGCCAGAGCUCGAUGUGCUUGGUAACUAUCUAGGAAAGUUUCAAAAUAAAGGAUUUCCCAGCUUUUCUACAAACAACUUUAUCUUAAGCCCUGCGCAUGAACAACGAGAAAAAGAUGGAACUAUCUGGCAUUCAACAGUCGACAUUGAAAGAGCCUCUCCAACAAAGCUUGAUGACCUGGAAGCUGCCAUCAUUGUUUACAAAAUGAAAGGGCCUAACCGCACUGUAACUGGCCGCCAUGUCCUUGGAAAGUACAACCUCACUAAAUGCAGUUCAGGACUGAGUCUGGACGACAUCAAAAUUAUGCCAGGGUAUUACCACUACCUAGAAACAACAAGCAACUACAUUAUAGUCCCAAUGUCUUCCUAUCUCUUCGAUUAUUGUCAACACUAUGCCAAUAAAGGAAAAAUAAUUGGGUAUUUUCCACGCUCUUUCAAAUUCUAUCCAAACUUUAACUCAAGCCUUCUCUUUUUUGAUCGAAAUAACAUGUCAAAUGUGCACAGAGUAUAUCUUCCCUUCGCGAGAUUCUUCACUCACAACCUGAAUGCCUUUGAAGAUAGCAAUUUCAUCUACUUAGAUACAUUGGCCUAUAAUAACACUGAUCUCUAUGUAAAAAUAUCUUCGCUAUAUGAGAUUAUGAAUGGCUUCAACUGGAGUGCAUCAUUUUUUCGUAUUGCAAUCAACAAGAAUACAUGGUCUUAUGAUCCUUCUUUGAGUGGCUCUCUCACUCAAACUGAGCCCUAUGGAAAAGCCGAAUUCACACAGAUCAAUUAUGAUAGAUUUCAUAACAAAGACUACACAUACACUUACUUUGUCAGCAACCCUGGAACUCAAGAACCUCGUAUUGCUAAGCUAAACGUGAAGACAAAAAAAGUAACUUACUGGAUUCCAACAGUUGGAUUUUAUCCGCAAGAGCCUGUAUUUUUGCAACCGGACGAAGCGGUUGGUGAAGAUGAAGGCGUAAUUUUAUGCUCCGGUCCUGUUUCUGAUACAGUACCAUCUUCAAGCUUCCUAGCUGUUCUCAAUGCAACGGACAUGAAGCUUAUUGCAAUGGUGAAGAAUCCCAAUACUGGCUUAAUAGGUAUUCACAACAGAUUUUACAAGUCACGUGUCCCAGCAACAAGUAUGCCAGCAACAAAAGCGCCAGCAACAACAGUUAAAACCAAACCAAAAACAACCCAGUCAUCAUCUGGAGUUUCUCUUUCCAUUAUACAGGGCAUCUGGAUUAUUGCCGCUAUUAACCUUUACAGUUUUUGUUAAAGGCAAACUUUUUGAACGGAACAAACACAAAAACCGAGUCCCUAUUAACGUACAGUUGAUAUUUCUGGAUUCGUUAAUUUUCUAAAAAUUAGCUUUUGCUUAUUUAGAAGCGCAUGGCUAUGUCAAUGUUAUCUUUAUUAAUUAGCUCUUCCUUGCAAUGAAACAUUUCGAGAUUUACGUACAAAAUAACUUUGUGUUUAUAAUAGCCAUUGAUAUUGCCACUCUCACUGUAUUAGAGAACUUCCACAUUGUAACGGAUGCAUUGUAAUAUUAUUUGGAGUUGAUAAUAUCCAUUACUGCUUAUGAUAUCCAUUGCUUUCGAUAUCAUACAAUAGUGAUGAUAUCUAAUAAAUCAAAGAGGACAAUGAAACAUCCAAUAGAAAAAUUAUUAUUUGUCACUAACAAUCUAUGAGAUUUAUAAUGAGUAAUUUUUGGAUUAACAAAUUAAAAGAUAUUUUGAAAACGGGGCCCCAAUCCAACCAUUUGAAAAUUCCAAGAGUAAUUAACAGUGAAACUUCUUUUUUAUAAGAGCCUUGAUACUGAAAGGAAAUGUCAAUUUUUUUUACGUGGAUGAUUCUUGUCAGAUUUUGUAGAGCUGGUAAAUGGAAUCUGAGCGUCCUUAGCUUGGCGAUACGCUCAACAAGAUUGUAGAGAUUGGCAUCCUGCCAGGAAAGACCAUUUUAAGGCAAGAGAUAUUCAAGAGAUAGAUGCAUAAAAAUCUGGGCAACAGUUGAAUAAUAUACCAUCUUCCAGGGGCUUUUAUGAGAUUUCAAUUUCUAAGGAGGUAUUUUGCUCUAGACAUUAUGUAUAUAUACUCAAGCUUUAUAUCAACAUUUGAUCGAUUAAGUAAUUCUAGUAAGUAAUCCUUAUUCUUUUGUGUCCAAAAGCUUCAAACUUGA
Rhopilema esculentum is the source of this 2970-nucleotide messenger RNA. RefSeq names its product carotenoid-cleaving dioxygenase, mitochondrial. Gene Ontology annotation, biological process: retinal metabolic process; carotene catabolic process. The record is from RefSeq and is a predicted model, not a curated record. Lineage: Eukaryota; Metazoa; Cnidaria; Scyphozoa; Rhizostomeae; Rhizostomatidae. Gene Ontology annotation, molecular function: beta-carotene 15,15'-dioxygenase activity; carotenoid dioxygenase activity.